Molecule: messenger RNA, 577 nt
Organism: Stomoxys calcitrans (stable fly)
Lineage: Eukaryota; Metazoa; Arthropoda; Insecta; Diptera; Muscidae
Product: ATPase inhibitor A, mitochondrial-like
Exons: 2
Coding region: 124-387 (87 amino acids)
Biological process (GO): negative regulation of ATP-dependent activity
Cellular component (GO): mitochondrion
Molecular function (GO): ATPase inhibitor activity
Source: RefSeq, a predicted model, not a curated record
ACAAUAACGAAAAUACAAUAGGAAACGAGAGUAAGGGCAUUGCAAUUAAAGAAAUUUUUGUGAAAUUAACUGAUUCUCGCCAAAAAGAUAUAUAAGGCACAGGCAUUUAACUCAAAUUCCAGUAUGUUAUUGACAUUGAGACGUUUCACUCAAAGAUUAUAUCCUAAACAAAUACAACUUUCGAAAAUGUCGCAAGUAGGUGAAUUGGGCAGUGGUGCUGGCAAAGGGGGUGGCGGCGGUGGUUCUAUCCGCGAGGCUGGAGGUAGUUUUGGCAAAAUGGAAGCUGCACGCGAAGAGGAGUUCUUCCACAAACAACAAAGAGAACAACUAAAGAAUUUGAAGACCAAAACAGAAACAGCUAAACCAAAUGAUCAAAACAACAAGUAAAAGAGCUUAACCCCCUCCUCGAGUAUUGGCUGCCAUAAUGUUACAAUAUUCGGCACUCGAAUUAAUUUGUUAUACAAUUUAAAAUUUUUUUUUCAUAAAAUUGAAGACAGUUGUGUUCUCUUUGGAGUGUUAAAAUUUUUAAAUUAAAAUUUUUUAAAUAAAUUUCCAAAAGAAAUUACGAAAAUUGGAA